This is a messenger RNA of Brassica napus (rape), 2123 nucleotides long. RefSeq names its product putative inactive serine/threonine-protein kinase At5g11400. The coding region runs from base 886 to 1977 and encodes 363 amino acids. Gene Ontology annotation, molecular function: protein kinase activity; ATP binding. The transcript has 5 exons. Lineage: Eukaryota; Viridiplantae; Streptophyta; Magnoliopsida; Brassicales; Brassicaceae. The record is from RefSeq and is a predicted model, not a curated record. Gene Ontology annotation, biological process: protein phosphorylation.
UUCUGCGAUUACUUUGUUACUGAUUCCCAAGAAUAAGUCAAAAUGAUCACAACACCAGAAGAAUAAUCAGUUUUUGCAGCUGCACUUAAUGAGUUUAAAUCUAUAUGGGCAUCCUACCAGAACGGAAAAGUGGUUUAUCAACCCAGAUCCAAUAACACUAAAGCAGACUUCUUUGCAAGGCCGCUUUAUUGGAUUGGAUAGACACUAGAAACUUGUCAUUCGCGGAUUUGUGCUAAGUAUUUUCUCAGUUCUCUUAUUGUGAUAAAAAAAGCUAUGGCUCUGAUCGAACAUUCCACAAAGGCUACAUCGAUGAGACCACAUUUUCUCCAUCGAAAACUCGGAACUGAAAUCUCUGUUUCUGUCAUGGAAUGUCUUACAAGAUAGUUCACAGGCUCUAGAAGAGUGGAAGGUAACCACAAUCUGAUCAUUUUCAUGCAACUAUAUAUAUCUUUUUAUUACAUUUGUACUUAUGUAUAUGGACUAUGGUGAGCACAAACAAACUAAGAGUUGUAGGCAGAAGUUAGGUGUGUUAACGUUUUUUCGUUUGUACAUCUUACCUCCAAUAAAAUCAACAUCACUUUCUCAACCUAGUAGGCCACAUAAGUCAAUUACUAUCGAAAAAUGAACAAAACGCGUUUAAGUUAUUAUUUACAUAAGUCUCAUCAUUUGUUUCCCCAUAUCUGUCUUGCAUGGAAACCACAUCAAAACUUCCUGUUUAAUAUUGUGGUUUCUUGUUCUCCUUUCUUUUUGCCUAAGUGAGCAAUUGCCAACUAAUUUGUUUUAGAAAGAUUGAUUAAUCAUUUUCAACCUCUUUAUAAGAAAACACUUAAGAUGUGUUAAAAUCUUGAAACCAAAAGUCUACAAAUUAAAUCAUCUCCAGCAACAAUGGGAAAUGUUCUAAAGCCUCUUACGGAAGAUCCUCUUUCAUUUGCUUACGAGCCUCUCCUCAGCUCACCAAGUUGGUUUACAUAUCUCUGUUUUAAGAGCAUUUUUACAUAUAGUAAUAAUAUUAAAAUACGUCGUUCAAUAUGUAUCAAAGUUGAUAAAGAAAAUGAGGAUCUGAGAGUCUUCAGCGUCACGGAACUGAAGAAAGCAACGAACAACUUCAGAAAAGAGAGGGUCGUAGAUGAAGAGGAUGGCUCUGUUCGAACAUUCUACAAGGGCUCCAUCGAUGACACCUCAUCAAGAACUAAAAAAAGAAUCUCUGUUUUUGUCAUGGAAUGUCUUCAAGAUAGUUUAGAGGCUAUAGAAGCGUGGAAGGAAGAGGUGAAGUCUCUAGGAAAACAUUCUCAUCCAAACAUAGUAAAAUUUUUGGGUUAUUGUUGUGAAGAUAAAAAAUCACUAUUGGUGUUUGAAUACCUGCACAAAGGAACUUUGGAUCAUCAUUUUCAGGGAAAGAAUGAGGUCUUGUCAUGGGUUAAGAUAGCCAUUGGGAUAGCACAAGGUGUUGCUUUUCUCCACUCAAUCAAGAACUCCUCGCUAUAUUUGGAACUCAGAAGGCAUAACAUUAUGCUUGACGAGGAAUACAAUGCAAAACUGUUUUACCUUGAAACAGACAAAAAAUGUCUGGAAAAAGGAUUGAGAGUUGUUAGAGGAAUUAAAUACAUGCCUCCUGAAAGGCUAAGGACAGGCCGUUUUGAAAUGGAUUCCGAUGUUUUCACAUUUGGUAUGAUCUUGCUUGAACUUUUUACUGGUUUGAAAGGAGCCUUGCUUCCGCCUUUAAUUGCUUUGAGAGAUGGCUCAAAAAAGUUGGAGGAUGAAAGCUUAGAUAUUAGGACUAGACCUUUCUUGUUUAACGACAGAAUUGAUCCUCGACUUGAGGGUGAUUAUCCCGUGACUGCAGCAAUGCAGAUGGGCACAAUCAUCCAAAGAUGCACCGAGGACAGGCCUACACGACCCUCCAUGCAACAAGUUUUGGAUGUUCUGAAUCAUAUUGCGGAGAUUCAUUCGUACAGAUAUGAGUUCAGUUGUUGUUAAAAUAUAUAUAUAUAUAUGAUUUUAGUCUUUCAGUUGUAAACUCUCUUAAAAGAGAUUCGUAGCAUAUGCUAAAAUAUGGUUUACCGAUUUACGAUUUUGCAAAAUAAUUUAUACAAAACUGAAAGUAUAUGCUAAUAAAUAUGGUU